UCAAUUGUUGAACAAUGUCGAGUCUCCGCUUGGCUCCUUUCAACUUGUGAUACAUUCAUGGACACACUCAAAGCUGCGAAAUUAACCAAGUCACGUGGCAUGACAACAGCCAUACACCGGAAAUGAUUCUUCACAAGACGAAAGAGACAAUUGUAUCCUUGGAUGGAUAUGCACAUAGUUAUAAUUUAGACUCUCACUACGUGUUACAGGGGGCAAAGAGAAGAGAUGAAAUACUUGCAAUUCAUGCCUAAAGUAAGCAAAGUCUAUUCACAAGUCCAAUUGCUGAGUGCGCAAUUAAUAUCGAACAGCUCCAACUGUAAUCUUCCACGAUUCUCCUGCCACUCACUUCUGUUCACUUUUGAAAGUGAGCUUUCCGGAGCGUCAUUGAAGGCAUCACCGGUUAAACGACAGAGACGAGAGAACACGGAGAGUGGAGUGAGAGAGGAACCUGUACUCUUCCACAACAGAAGAGACUGGAAUCCGCAACAGAUACUACAGUAAUCAUUUUACUCAAUUUCUGCAAAGUUGCCCGUAAAUGACCAAAAGGGAAGACACAGAAUAGUGUAAUCCACGUUUACAUCGGCUGGAUAUGGACUCGAUCUUGACAUUUGCUUUUUGGAGUGGUGCACCGGUCUUUUUGUGUGUGCGUGUGUUGGAGCUUCAACGGCGUUUCAACUGGUGGAUUUUGUAGAUGGCUGCCAAUAGGUGUAAAAUCUGAAGAUGGAGGACAGAUGCCAGUGAAAUGAACGAAGAACAGAAGUGUGGAUUAAUAAUCAUGAUAUUGAGACUUUUUGAAACGUUACCACAAGAGACAAAAAAUCCAAGUCCCUUUUUAUUCAGAUAGUUAAACAUGAGAUACAACUUUUGUAGAUAUCUAUCUCAUAAUGUUUACACUCUAAGGCAUAAACUUUUUUCUUUAUAUUAGGGUACUAGUACAACAGAAUAAUUCAUAUUGACCAAAAUUAGUGAGAGUGAUAGAUGAAGAUGCCUAGAUGGCAUUGUUUUCUUUAACCAGACAGUGUUAAAUGAGUUGCUGUGACAGCAGCUUCACCCCAGAAUGACUGCAGACAGAUAGCAUUUUAAUUAACUAACAAAGGCCAACUUGACAUCUCUAGAUGUGCAACGACAGAUAGCAGUAGAUUGAACUUUUUUGAAUGAAAGAGGCCAGGUAAGCAGGGUAGAUCAAAUCCCAUGACGAAUCCUGGUGUGGGGGUGAUGGAUACUCAGGCGCAAAAUCAGAGGGAAAAGUCGACACCCAUCAAGAGCAAUUCUAAACAUGAUAUUGAGGGUGAGGAUGACAAAAUAUCAGGGUCUUACAACUGCAGUGUUUGCAACCGCAGCUUCCCUUUCCUGAGCUCUUUGUCACAACAUAUGAGGCGCCAUACUGGUGCACGCCCUUAUAAAUGCCCCUACUGUGACCACAGGGCCUCUCAGAAGGGCAACCUCAAAGUUCACAUACGCAGCCACAAACUGGGCACGCUCUCUAGCCACCACUCCAAUGAAGAUGAAGAGGGGGGCGCAGAGGAAGAAGAGAUGAGUGUUUCAGAGGGUCUCGAUGGAGGCACAAGUCCAACCAAGAGCAGCUCAGCUUGUAAUCGCAUGAUCAGUGGAGAUAACGCAGACAAUAGUCGCAGGAAAGUGCCUGUAAGGAGCUUGAAAAGAGAGAAACCUACACGUGAACAACGGCCAUACUGCUGCCGUCUUUGUGGCUAUGAGGCCCAGAGGGAGGACCAGCUCCUGAGCCACAUUGAGAAGGUCCACAUCACUGUGGACACAGGCGAGCAGACAAGUGUUAAGGAAGAAGCCGUUAUUGAACCAAUUGAAUCACAGUGUGAUGGGAGCUUUCCAUGUGAAACGUGUGGGCAGGUGUUCACACAAGCCUGGUUCUUAAAGUCGCACAUGAAGAAACAUGCAGGAAUCCUGGACCAUUGCUGUCGCAUAUGUGGAAGACGCUUCCGUGAAGCUUGGUUCCUAAAAUCCCACAUGAAAACACACAACACCAGAUCACGAUCUCGUGCAAAAUCUGAUUCAGCUGAGUAUCCUGCCACCAUCAAUGAUGUAGCACAGGAUCCUGAAAUUGUCGGCUUUUUUGUGUCUGUCUACCAAAUGUGCUCGAAAUGUGGGAACUUGUUUCACAGCAAAAAGAGCCUAAGAAUUCAUGAUAAAGUCCACAGUCUUAGUUAUGGAAGGAAGUCUCACAACCAUUCACAACUCAGUGAUGAUGAGGACUCACCAGCCACAAAGAAACGUUUGCUCGACUAUUUAGGCUUGCAGCCCGUUGGGACAAAACUCAAGGAGGAUGAAACUGAUAAGAUAGAGGGUCAAAGAAUCCCAGAGCUUGAUCCAGUUUGCAGCUACCAAGCAUGGCAUUUAGCUACAAAAGGAAAAGUUGUAGAACCAGUGGAGAACAACAAAGCUUCCAGUGAUGGGGGAACUAUUGGAGAGGAAGAAGGUGCUACAUCCGCUGUAGUUUAUGAGAAAGAGAAUAGCGCUUUUGCCCUUCAAGCUCAAGAAAAACACAACACAGGUCGCCGAAACAGCUCCAGUUUAGGAAACCAACUUUCAUCUGGAGACCAGACACCGGAAAACCUCAGCGAUUCAGAGUACCGACCAUCAUCUCGCCAGGAAAAGAGACGACCAUCCCAGUCGCAAGGUCCCUCUAAAUUCGCUGAGUGCUGUGAAUGUGGCAAAGUGUUCCGCAGUCGUCACCAGAUGAUUGUCCACCACCGAGUGCAUCGAAAAGAUGGGGGCAGGACAUCAGUGGGCGGCAAGGAAAAAAGCGGAAGUAAAGACCAGUGGAGCUCCACCAGUGACCCAGAAUCAGGCUCCCCAAAUCGACCUUUUACCCCGGGGUAUGGAGAUUCCCCACCAGCCUCCACUUUCAGAGACCAGGCAUCUGAGAUGGGCACUGCUAACUCAGGAGAGUUUCCAGAUGAGAAGCCUUACAUCUGCAGCCUGUGUGACUUUGUUACCAAUGAGUCACAUGCCUACCUGGCUCAUGUACGUGUCCAGCAUCCGGCUGCCUCCGAAGACAGAACCAGUCCCAUUCUUAGAGUCACACCCAAUGGAUACCCCAAGUUGAAGAAAGCCCUUUUGCAAACUCUGGAAAAUAUUCCAUCUCCACCUGCACAUCUUUCAACUUGCUCUCCUCCGCUUGAGCCUGUUUUGACCCCCGUGGAUUUAUGUGUGAGGGUUGAAGGUCACAGGGGCCAAGCUCCCACUACCCUCGACAAGAAAAUUCUCCCGAAGCACAAAUGUUCCUUUUGCUCCCAUUCUACCCUCUAUCUUGAGGUUCUGUGGAUGCACCAGACGAUGGCUCACCGCAUCACUAGUAGUAGUUCCAAUCUGGUGCCUAAAUGGGCUCUGAAAAACAACACCAAGGCCCCAAGAGACCUGACCUCGAGGAGACGUACUGGCCCCCCGCCAGUCUUGGAGGGUAAGGACUGUCUACCGCUGCCGACACUUGCACGUGCCCAACGCACACGGCCCCCAACCCAGUCCAACGAAGUACUAAAAAAAAAAAAAACAGGUUGUUGUGCAGGUGCGACACAAUCAUCGUCCUCUCACUCUUCAUCUUUAUUGUCGAGACCCUCCACUUCCACCUCAGGAUCUCAUGGUGCGAGAGUCUCUCAGAGUCAGCCUCCCCGCUCCAGACCCAAAUGUGAUAUUUCCUCUUGGAGGAGCUCGCCGUCAUCCUCCAAUUCUAAGGAGAAGAGUACCAGCACUCUCUCCCGUUCCCCAGCCCAAAGCCUCAACUCCGCUCCAGCUACCAAAAGGGCAGAAUGUUACAUGAUGCCUCAGGAGGGACUCGGCUUCAUGCUUUCUAGCAAGUACAGUACCCAAGCAGAGUACAACCGAGGAAGAGGCUCCUUGCAACAACCACUCACCAACUCCCAUGGCCAGCGACAGACGAAUGCUACGAGGCCUAGUAGCGUCAUCCACAGCUCCACAGCAGGGCACUAUGGAACCAUGGAAGCAUAUGGUGGCAAUCUUCUGACUUCUUCAUCAUCAUCCCGACUCUCAGAGACUCCUGGGAAUCCAAAGCAGGAGCAAACAGCAGAAAUCCUAGAAAUCCCAAACAACAUCCUCGGCUUCCUCAAAAACUACAGCUCCCAUGAACUGGCAGCGCUGUACCACCACUGGGGUGCUACCAAUUCACUUUUAGAUCCCACUGGGAUGCUGAGGUCUCUCAUGCGACAGGGACAGCAUUUCUGCCACGAGUGUGGCAAGAGUUUCAGUCAGCCCAGCCACCUGCGCACUCAUAUGAGGUCCCAUACAGGAGAGAGGCCUUUCUGCUGCCAGCUCUGCCCAUACAGAGCCUCGCAGAAAGGGAACCUGAAGACACAUGUCCAGAGUGUCCACCACAUGCCUUUUGACAACAGCCAAUACCCAGAUUCUAGGAACUUGUUGCUGAGCCCCGAGGAGCAAAGAGAGUUCAAACCACCGCCACCACCCACCUCACAAAAUCCACAUUAAGCCCUCUGUUGGACAUCUGAAUUUCAGUCCUGGCUAGUCAGGGACUCACAUCAACUGAAAACGCCAUCUUCACAUCGAAAAAUACUAUGAGCCUUUGCUCAGCUUUGGCUUUUAGGGGUGACAAUGUGAAAGAUUUUCUUCCCCUCAGCCGACAUCCUUGAAUGAGGGUUUACAUAUUAUUUGCAGUUUGAGGGAGGAGUUUUACAAUGAAUAAAUACAAAGAUGGCUGCUCUUUCCAUUACUAAAAUAAUAAAAUGGUAUGAGAUAAAAUUUUAACACACAAACCUUUUUUGCUGUACUUGGAAAAAAUGACCACAUGUGUGGAAUGAUUCUCAGGUCUUAGAUUUAGCUCAUUGGCAUUUUGGGGAAAAAAAACAAAAAAAACAUUUUUAAUGAAACUGCUGUGAUAUGCUACUGUAGUGGCUAAGAUUUUUCUCUUUCUUUAAAUCUUUUUUUUUUUUACUUGAUGUAUGCCUCAUGGCAUUGUCUAUAAUCAGCUCUUUUUUAAACGAAGUUCUGUUUCAAUGAAUUAGUUUUAACAUUCUCAUAUUGAACAAUGUUCUCUUCAAAUGUUUAGCAAAAACUUUAGGAUUCAAAAUAUUUGAGAGGUCGCAGCUGCAAACCAUCUUGAAAAAUGACUGAAGUGAUUGCUUGAUUAUCGUGGUAUAGUUGCGUAUAAAUGUUAUCUGCAUUGUGUAACUGGCGAGUCGACUAAUCAUCACAGUCAUAAAGACUUCUUCUGGGCUAAAAGCCAUUGAAAUGUCUUGUGCGUGUCAGCAUCUGCAAAUGUGGUAAAGUCACUUGGCUCUACUCUUUAGUGAAAUCUUAAGGGUGACCACUUUGAGGAGGAUGAUUAGUGAAAGUGUGUGAGAGAGAGAGAGAGAGAGAAAGAGAAGGAAAGAGAGAGACUGCACUAAUGUUCAUUACAAAGACUUGCUUUUUAAUAGCCAUUAUAAAUGAGUGUACCAUUUUUAUGGCCAUACAAUUAUUGUCAAUUGAAGAGGAAGGGGCUGAGUGCCGGCAGUUUCCAUCAAUAUAACUCCUUUUAAAUUACUGAGCCUUUCUCACAUUGACACUUUGAUUUUGAUUUACAGUGCAAACCUGCAGUGAGAGUCAGCCAGAAGAAGAAAUUAGACCAAAGCCAGCUGGUGGGUGUUUGAAGGCAAAUAUGGUUCUGCUAAUACUAGCCAGGGUGAUUGCUCUGUGCUAAAUUGAUAUAUAUAUAUUUUUUUUUUUCAGUCCAAAUUUACUGCGAGCUUUUUGUACCCAAAGGCUGAUUUUAAAAUCCCCUUAAAUAGGUCAAGGAGACCAGCUCUGGCUCACACCGUAAGACAUUACAUUCUCAACAUUUUUCUAUGCCCUGUUUGACCUUUUAAUGACAUACAGUAUGAUCACUGCAAUGUAGGACCACUUCAAGAUUCCUGUACCACACUAUUCUGGGUUACGUUACCUCGAUUUUGGUCAACUGCUUUGUGUUUAUCACCAUUUGCACUGUAUAUUAGCACUGGAUGAAACACUUGCUCACAGAUGACGUUUUUUGGUUUAUUACUGAGAGAGAAUAAAUGAAAUUCUCAUAUUAUUCUUGAAUGACUUGUCGCCUGGUAGAUAGCUUGGUCAAGUAGAAGUAUUACAAGGAUGGCUCUGAUGGAUUGAGUGCAUCAUCUACAGACCGAAGGGUCGCCGACUCUGACUAUCUGCGGUCGAAGUGCCCUCGCCUAAGACAUUGAACCCUAAAUUGCUUUCUAGUUGGCAUUGUAAAGGAGAAAUUGUUCUCAAUUGCCCUCCCUGGGUUAUCCAAUGAAUUUCCAAAAGAGAACAGUCCAAAUUGAGACUUUAGGAUCUUCCCGUAGGGUUCUCCCAACUUUUCUUCUGACUAGAGGACCAUUCUGUCUGCCAUGCUACCAAAUAGUGAUGUUGAACCCUACUGAAAGGCCUCUAUCUUCUAUGUUGUGGCUACCUCCUCUAGAAUGGCAUGUAGAUAUGAAGGAGGAGUUGGUCUGUACAUGGAUUAAUAUUAUUUUUUUUUUUUUGUUGUAUCCUCUACUUUGGCCUUGUCUCUUCAACAACCCCUAAAUUGAGUAAGCCACGCCUUGACUCUUUGGAUACAGGCAGAUCUUCACUUGUCAGGGAACUUGAGUUUUGGGUACAUUUUUGCACACACAUAGACUAUUCAAACCAGUUAACGUACCGAGUAAGACCGUUAGUCUAUUUUGAAACCUCUUGAAAGUCAUUUUUUUACAAAAACAAACAAUGGAUGUAAAACCAGCUGGUUGUUGAGAUAUGCAUACUAUGUUGUCUAAUCGUAGUUCACAAAAGAGUGCAUUGAAGGUUGUGGUUCGUGAGAAUACUUGAAAAUUGAUAUUUUAGCCUUGUAAUGUAGAGUAGUACUAAUAAUGACCACAUUGUACAGAAUUCCCUUUAAGAUUAACUCCUCAGCUAGGAAUUUGUACUCCAAAGUGUGACUUAGCAAAAUGUGAGGCUGGAGUGACUAUAAUAUAAACUGUUUAUCUGUAAUCCACUUUUACCAAACUCUUUAUAUACAGCGGUAGAACAAAACCAAAUGCCAUCAUUAGUGCACUUAGACUAGAUUACUGCUUUAACCUUUCAUUCUGUUCAAUUCUAGCCAAGGUUACUUUGAGAAUGUUACUAAAGCAAUUACAGCUAAUACACUUGUGAUUUUUUUGUUUAUACGCUUUUUGCGUAGAUUUUAGUGAUGAUGUUUAUUGUAAUGGCUGUAUGUCACACCUUUUUGUUCUUUUUUUUUUGUCAUGGAAAUUUUGACAAGUCAAGGUUAUUUUUCAUGAAGAUGUAAGAGCUUGUUCAUAGUCUUUCUCUGCUAAAUUGAAGAACUUUUGCCAUUAGCUCGCAGUGUCUGGCCUCCCACAGUUGUUUUUUUCCUCUUCUUUGGUUGGGGGUUUAUCACAUAUUCUGAGUUGUCUUUUUUGUGUCUAUGAGGUUUUUAUUUGUAUUGAACCUCAUGAUUCAUGUACCUAACAAGACCUUAUUAUUCCACGUGUUUUGGUUGAAAUCUAUAUUUAUUAUCACUUCAAAAAGGACACGAGGACAGAGGCAAGACAGGUGUGUUUGGUAAUUUUGAUUUCCUGGGUCAUUACUUUAUUAUUUUUUUUUGUUUUGUUUUGUUUUGUCAUUUUCAAGCCAGCAAGCCGAUGUGAAAGCUCUACCUCGUCUGAGCCAUUCUCAGUUCUGUUACACUUUUGUAAAUUUCAAAAAACAUGUAAUGUCAUCAUGUCCAAAAUAAAGACACACAAAAUGGUAA
Molecule: messenger RNA, 7753 nt
Organism: Syngnathoides biaculeatus (alligator pipefish)
Lineage: Eukaryota; Metazoa; Chordata; Actinopteri; Syngnathiformes; Syngnathidae
Product: zinc finger protein 516-like
Exons: 5
Coding region: 1192-4476 (1094 amino acids)
Biological process (GO): regulation of DNA-templated transcription
Cellular component (GO): nucleus
Molecular function (GO): RNA polymerase II cis-regulatory region sequence-specific DNA binding; DNA-binding transcription factor activity, RNA polymerase II-specific
Source: RefSeq, a predicted model, not a curated record